This is a messenger RNA of Babesia microti strain RI, 1122 nucleotides long. Its product is annotated as conserved Plasmodium protein, unknown function. The record is from RefSeq and is a predicted model, not a curated record. Bases 1 to 1122 code for a protein of 373 amino acids. NCBI's taxonomy places the organism in Eukaryota, Apicomplexa, Aconoidasida, Piroplasmida, Babesiidae. The transcript has 2 exons.
AUGGAGUGUAGUUCAGAUGAUGAAAUAUACGUAGAUAUACACGAAAGAGUGUCUAAGCUUAGUCGUGGAGUGUUGACGCUGCCGGAAAACAAUGAAUUAUUGCUCGAAGCACUGGAGUAUGAUGAGCUUUGUUUAAAAAAAUUGCAAAGUCAGCCAAUUCUUUCCAAAACUUGCGAAUAUGGCGCUAAACUCUCUGGAAUCGUAUUAGACAAAGCAUUUCAAAUAAACGCCUACGACACACAAGAAUCACUCAAAAAGAUAAUUGAUUCUUUCCUCUACAAAUUCCCUAUGCAUAGCUGUCAAGACUACAAUAACAGCUAUAAACGUUUUAAUGACAGUUAUAACCACUUUAAUAAUAGCCACGAAGAUACAAAUGACAAAGUAAUAAGCAUUGAUAUUGACUCCAAAACAAUGGAUAGCGAUGAAGAUGAAAAUGUCAAAAUUAUAAAUGAUAAUAAAACUAAUAUUGAAGAUAUUAAAAUGGACGAGGAUAAUAUACCCAGUACUCCUGUACGUCCAAAUCCGCUGGCCACAGAUGCGCCGCUUGAAAGUAGAAUUCAAAUCAGCAAAUACAAUAAAAACACACCAAAAAGCUCAUUUUUAUCAAGAGAAUUGGAAUUCAAUUCUCUAAGUAAAUACUUUUACGGUUCUUCGCUCAGUUUUAGUUGCCUCGAAUGGGAUAUUAUGCCCAUUGAAAAAUUGCCCAGACAGAAAAAACAACGCAAAAGAACCGUCAGAGAUAAGUCUAACACUGCUACUAUUAGUUUGGAUACCAUAAGUCAUACAAAUGAAGAGAUUGAAAAUUGCAUUUUGGUUGAUCAACUCAUUUCCAAACUCAGGCAACUUACGUUUGAUAAACCACUGCCAUUUUGGCAAUUUAUUUUGGAUACUGACGAAAUAAAUGGCUUCAAUAACACUUGCUACAACCUGUAUGCUCUAACACUCAUUGUCUCAAAAGGGUAUGCCAGUAUUACUAACAUCGCAAAUCAGUUGUAUAUACAGAUAUCAAAUGGGGGGAGUGAUAAUUUAAAGGGGAAUUCACAGCAAAUACUUACCGGGUGGUCUUAUGAUAAAUGGAAAUCCCUACGAAAUGAUUGGAUCCACCCUCACACAAGCAUUUAA